Tremella mesenterica DSM 1558 is the source of this 432-nucleotide messenger RNA. RefSeq lists its product as uncharacterized. The record is from RefSeq and is a predicted model, not a curated record. The transcript is spliced from 3 exons. Lineage: Eukaryota; Fungi; Basidiomycota; Tremellomycetes; Tremellales; Tremellaceae. Bases 1 to 432 code for a protein of 143 amino acids.
AUGCCCCAACUAUCCUUGAAGUCCUUCACUCUGAAUGACUUUGACGCAGUGGCAACGCAAGUGAAUAAUGAAUCAAAUGGACAGUGGACACUCAUCAAUUCAGUCACUUCUAAGCAAGCUUCUGAUGUCCGUCGAAUGUGGGAGGAGUAUUUGAGAACAAAGGCUCUCAAUGGUAGUAUGUAUGCUGGCAGUCAAAUCUGUGGAGAAGAAGACAAAGAUAGUACACCUGAGGGGCAGAUAACUCAACAAAAAACUACUUGGGUGCAACUCAGUAUCUUGCCUGCCUCCAAAGCACUGAGUGUGAGCUCCUUCUCACAAGAGUUAGGACUAAGUCAGACUCAGGUACAAAGUAUUUCCAGUACUCUAGCCAGUCAAGAAUUUCUGGCAACACCAUGGACCAUGAUGGGUGUCAUAACUCUCAAAUACCUGUAA